AUGGGUGCUGCAUUCGACCCAUUCCAAACUCUCUCCGCACUGUUCCUCAUCUUCACCACCAUCCUUACUCUCCUCACCCCUUUCAUCCUUGGCGAUGACACUGCCACCACGUCACCACCGCCGGACCUCUUCGCGGACCACUACGUCAAGCCCUUCAAGUCCAACACCAACGUCCUCGUGGGCGCGUUGACCACCACCUUCUCCCUCACCCUCCUAUUCCUCCUCUACAUCAAGCACUGCAACGAUGCCAGAGACUACAGUGCCUCCGUCACCGACUCCGACCCCUCGCGCGGGAGCAAAAACUCUGGCGUUAACCAUGCCCUUCUGGAGUCGUUACCGGUUUUUCAGUUUGGGUCGUUGAAGGGGCAGCACAGUCUCGACUGCGCCGUUUGUCUCGCCGUAUUCGAGGACUCCGAGGUUCUAAGGUUGUUGCCCAAGUGUAGGCACGCAUUCCACGUGGAGUGCGUGGACGUGUGGCUCCACGCACACUCCACGUGUCCGCUCUGUCGUUACAAGGUUGAACCCGACGAGGAAGGCGCGAAGGCGAAAUCUUCGGAGGAAGAAUCGAACAUACGGGACCGAAACGACGCCGCGUGGCGAGGAGAAAACGAGAACGCUGAAAUGGCGUCGUUGGACAGUGCGGAACGCGGGUUGCAGCACCGUUUUGAUGGGGUCCAGCAGCGGUGGAGCGAUUUUGAGGGGCGUGAAGAGUUGCGAUUGACUUCGGAAACGGUCACGUGGGAGGCACGUGGAAAGGGACUUAGAAGGAGUCAUAGUAGUAGUGAUGUUGUUGGUGAGGUCAUGGAAAGGAGAGAGUAA
Molecule: messenger RNA, 819 nt
Organism: Sphenostylis stenocarpa
Lineage: Eukaryota; Viridiplantae; Streptophyta; Magnoliopsida; Fabales; Fabaceae
Source: the annotation of a GenBank genome assembly